Pectinophora gossypiella (pink bollworm) is the source of this 1660-nucleotide messenger RNA. Its product is annotated as zinc finger protein 84-like. Gene Ontology annotation, cellular component: nucleus. The transcript has 2 exons. NCBI's taxonomy places the organism in Eukaryota, Metazoa, Arthropoda, Insecta, Lepidoptera, Gelechiidae. Bases 94 to 1581 code for a protein of 495 amino acids. Gene Ontology annotation, molecular function: RNA polymerase II transcription regulatory region sequence-specific DNA binding; DNA-binding transcription factor activity, RNA polymerase II-specific. The record is from RefSeq and is a predicted model, not a curated record. Gene Ontology annotation, biological process: regulation of transcription by RNA polymerase II.
UCGAAAAUAUUGUCUUGUCAAACGUUCAUUCGUUGCAUUCUUGGUUUUAUUUUUAUUUAAAUAGAUGCCUACUAAAUUCAAAAAGAAUUAGAAAUGUCAGUUACCGAUGUUUUGUCUAAAGUUCUUUACGGAAAAUCUAAUUUCUGUUGUUUGUGUUUCCAAAAUGUUGGAGAAAACCCAGUUUAUAUUGAUGAUGUACUUUUCAUUGCCUCCGAAGAAAGUGAAACAAUGUAUCAAAUAUUAGAAACACUAUUUCGUGAUGAAAUACCAGACUCAAUAUCUACAUUUGGUGUUUUUUGUGAUGAAUGCAAGACGUCCUCGGUAAACAGCUACAAAUUCAUGAAAUUAUGCAAACAGAAUUCUGAGAAACUAUCCUGGGCUAUUCAAAGUGUUAAAGAAUCUCUAGAACACACUAUACCAGAUUUCGAUGAUUAUAAAACAUUAUUUGUUUCUCUUCACCUCAAUGAUUUUACUACCAGGCAGUUUUAUGAUGACAAUAAGAGGCUGAAUACUCCGUCAAAUGCUCUCAAGAGAUUUUCAGCAAUUAUUAAUAAAAGUGCUCAGGAAAGUAAUGAUCUAAAAAACAUAUUUAAAUAUGAAGACUUCAUCAAAACAGUGCAAAAAGAACCAAAGUCAAGCAAAAUAGCAAUUUCUUACGAUAUUCCAUCUAUACCUACAAGUGAUAUUGUUGUUGACUCCACUAAUCCCACAGACUAUAAAUGCAAAAUAUGCCUCAAAAAAUUCUUAGUACCAGAACCUUUAAGGAGUCACUACUUCAAAAGACAUUACCCAAAAACUGUUAAAUGUUCAAAUUGUCCACGUAAGUUCAUUUCAAAAGAAAUGCUAGAAAUCCAUAUCAAGCAGAACCACACUGCUGGAGCGUGCAUGGAGUGCGGCAAAUAUUUCACCAGUAAAUAUGUUCUACGUAAACAUGAGAUGAACCACUACUUCACAGUAAUAUGUCCAGACUGUGGCAGAACAUAUCGCAGUAAAGAAGCAUUCAAAAAACACAUAACUGAUAACAUAUGCCAGCAAAAAAUGAAGAAAUCUUCUGAACAAGGGAUGUACCAGUGUGAUUUUUGUAAGAAACAUUAUUGUCACAAACCAUACCUUGCUAAACAUAUAAAGUAUGAGCAUGGAAACGCUAUAGGCUUCCGGUGUGAGUUCUGUAGUAAACAAUUUUAUACAAAAAGCAGGUUAGAGACACAUCUUGUGAAACAUACAAGGGAAAAGAAUUUUGUGUGUAGUGUUUGUGAUGGCAGGUUUGUGACAAAGGCGUCUCUAUUGUAUCAUACAAGGCUGCACACUGGAGAGAAACCGUACCAAUGUGAAUAUUGUGAAAAAGCAUUUCUGUCUGCAUCACGAAGGCUGGAUCAUGUAAGAAGGCACCACUUGGCUCCUUCGCUGGAAUGUGAUAUUUGCCAUGCUAAGUUCAAAGCUACUGGAUCCUUACUGAAGCAUCGAAAGCGUCAUUUAAACCCAAACAGUAGGUUGAGCAACCCUCGUCUGUACGCUAUAACUAAAGGCAGUAUAACUGAAGGACCUGAAUCAAAACCAUUGAUGAAAUCUGGAGCUAGCUGAAGGGGCAUAAAUGCAUCUGUAUUGCCCUAUUAAUUAUGUGGAUAUGUAAAUAAAUGUUGAGAAUCCUUUUUAAUGUAAA